Corticium candelabrum is the source of this 1683-nucleotide messenger RNA. Its product is annotated as splicing factor 3A subunit 3-like. NCBI's taxonomy places the organism in Eukaryota, Metazoa, Porifera, Homoscleromorpha, Homosclerophorida, Plakinidae. The record is from RefSeq and is a predicted model, not a curated record. The transcript has 20 exons. Bases 10 to 1530 code for a protein of 506 amino acids. Gene Ontology annotation, cellular component: spliceosomal complex; nucleus. Gene Ontology annotation, molecular function: zinc ion binding; RNA binding. Gene Ontology annotation, biological process: mRNA splicing, via spliceosome.
UUCCCAGGCAUGGAGACGUUGCUGGAGCAGCAAAGACGAUAUCAUGAAGAAAGAGAACGCCUAGAGGACGCUAUUGUUCAAGAGAAACUUUUGAAAAAGUCAUCUCAUCGUGAACAAAUCAAUUCGGAACAUAGAAUCAAAGCAUUGACUGAGCGUUCAAUGGAAUGUGCUCAUUCUUUGGCUAAUCUCUAUCAAGAUGAAGACGGGUUAAGGAAAGAAGAAAUCCAGUCUCUGUCAGGUCCUAAUGAAUUGGCAGAGUUUUAUGAGAGGUUAAGGCAUCUGAAAGACUUUCAUAGGCGAUAUCCAGGCGAGAUACAUGAACCAAUGCAGCUUGAAUUUAUGAGGCUUGCUCAAGCAAGAGAGAAUCCUGGUGAAGAAUAUCAGAACUUGGUUGAUUUCUCUGAUGAGGAAGGCUAUGGCAAGUACCUUGAUCUACAUGCUCUUCAUUCUGAAUUUAUUAACAUGAAAGGCAUGGAGAAAUUGGACUAUGUGACAUUUCUAGCUAAGUUUGAUCAACUUUUUGAUAUGCCAAAAGAGAAGAAGACGGCGGGAGAAUACAAGCGAUAUUUAGGCAAUCUUCUCACUUACCUUCACGAGUACACUUUGAAAGUAAAGCCAAUGAUGGAUCUAGACAAGGAACUGGCAGGAGUUAUGAGAGAAUUUGAAGAGAAAUGGGUUAAGGACAUGCUUCCUGGCUGGAAAAGAGAUACUGGCAGUGCUAUGACUCAUGCUGGAGCUCACUUGGAUCUUUCAGCAUUCUCGUCUGCAGAGGAAUUGGCCUCACUAGGGCUUAACCGAUUGAAGUCGGCACUGCAAGCAUUGGGUGUCAAGUGUGGAGGAACUCUUGAAGAACGAGCUCAGAGACUUUUCAGCACCAAAGGAAAAGACUUGAACAAGUUGGAUCCAUCACUAUUUAUUAAAGCUAAGGGUGGGAAAGGACACAGAAUUCCAAUGAGUGAAGAUGAGAGGAACAAAGAGAUAGCAGCUCUUGAAUGUCAAGUUUACUUUUUUGUUGAGUUGUUGGGGGAGCAACGCCAGGCAACAAGAGAGAAUGUAGAACGAAAACAAGCCAGAACAGCGGAUGAGUUAGAGGAAGAUGAAGAACCAGAUGAAGUUGUUAGCGACUCGGACUCUGAUGAAGGAGAGACUGUUCCAUAUAAUCCAAAGAACCUGCCUCUUGGCUGGGAUGGGAAACCCAUUCCUUACUGGCUAUACAAGUUACAUGGACUCAACAUUUACUAUGAGUGUGAGAUUUGUGGUGGAUACAAGUACAGGGGUCCAAAAGCUUUUCAAAGGCACUUCUCAGAAUGGCGUCAUGCUCAUGGAAUGAGAUGUCUGGGAAUACCCAACACUGCUCAUUUUGCUAAUGUGACGUCAAUCAAUGAAGCACAGCAGUUGUGGGGAGCCUUGAAGAACAAUAAGGAGAAAGAGAGAUGGCAAGCAGAAAGAGAAGAAGAAUUUGAAGAUUCUUUGGGGAAUGUUAUCACGAAAAAGAUCUACGACGAUCUUAGACGACAGGGCUUACUCUAACUUCGUUUGUUCUCUAUCGUAAACCUGACACCAGUAUAUUAUUCUCUAGCUAGCGUCUUGUUUUCUCUAGUGCACUGUACUUGUACCAAAACAACAUGUAUACAGCUGCUAAGAGGGCAGCUAUAGCAAUAAAAUACAGUACAACGUCUCUUA